Cyprinodon variegatus (sheepshead minnow) is the source of this 2903-nucleotide messenger RNA. It is a transcript of the gene agtr1, whose product is annotated as angiotensin II receptor type 1. Bases 253 to 1332 code for a protein of 359 amino acids. Gene Ontology annotation, cellular component: membrane. NCBI's taxonomy places the organism in Eukaryota, Metazoa, Chordata, Actinopteri, Cyprinodontiformes, Cyprinodontidae. The record is from RefSeq and is a predicted model, not a curated record. Gene Ontology annotation, biological process: regulation of vasoconstriction; G protein-coupled receptor signaling pathway; immune response. The transcript is spliced from 2 exons. Gene Ontology annotation, molecular function: angiotensin type II receptor activity.
UGUCUGUGUGUCAGCCAGUACUCCUGCUUGUCUCGCUCCACGAGAUGAGUUAAAUCACAGGCAGACAGUGGCACUCUCUGGUUGUCUCCCUGUGUCUCUCUGUUCGUUCAGCUCUGAAAGCAUCACAUAGCCUCCUGGUUCCACAGCUGCAGGACGUGCUGAGGCCCUCGCCCAAGGCCUGUAUCAAUCCUCACAGACACACCCCCUGCUGACACAGUCCCCUGCUUUAAGGCAUUACAAAAAAGAGGGGAAAUGCAGAAUCAAACAGAAGGGAUAAACCUGACAUGUGGCCUGUCUGGGAGUCACGAAUUCAUCUUCACCCUGGUGCCCAUCGUCUAUGUCUUCAACUUCAUCAUCGGGAUUAUUGGUAACAGCAUGGUGGUGGCAGUCAUUUACUGCUACAUGAAACUCAAAGCCGUGGCCAACAUUUUCGUACUGAAUCUUGCUGUGUCUGAUCUCACCUUCCUCAUCACCCUGCCCAUGUGGGCAACCUUCGCUGCCACGGGCUACCACUGGCCUUUUGGAGGGUUUAUGUGCAAGACAGCUGCCGGACUGGUUAUGUUUAACCUCUACACCAGUAUCUUUUUCCUCACAGCUCUCAGCAUCGACCGAUAUCUGGCCAUUGUGCAUCCUGUGCGGUCACGGCGUUUCCGCACUGUGAUGUAUGCACGGAUCACUUGUGUGAUCAUCUGGUUGUUUGCCUUUGUGCUCAGUGUUCCAGUAGCCUUAACAAGGGAUGUCCACUACAUUAGUAACUCUAAAACUACUGUUUGUGGUAUUCUGCACCCAACUGAAGAAAACUCCAAAAGAUUGGAUGACCUCCUUCUGGGCAUAAGUAUCAUGAAAAGUCUACUGGGGUUCCUGAUACCAUUUAUCAUUAUCAUCAGCUGCUACUGCCUGAUUGGACGGGCCCUGCUCAGGGUUAACCACAUUCAGAAAAGCUCCUGCUCCCGAGAUGAUGAGGUGCUGCACAUGCUUGCGGCAGCUGUCCUGGCUUUCUUUCUGUGUUGGGCACCCCAUCAGGUGUUCCACUUUAUGCAGAUGCUCACGCAGCUCAGAGAGACACACGACUGCACCAUGCUUAACAUCAUUGACACUGCCAUGCCAUUCACAAUUUGCAUUGCCUACUUCAACAGUUGUGUCAACCCCAUUGUGUACAGUUUUGUGGGGCGCAACUUUCGCAAGAACCUACUGAGACUGCUUCACUGCUCUCCGGGUGGCAUUGCAAGGCCUCACCCAAGCAUUAGCUCCAGGAUGAGUGCUCUGUCUUUUCGGGCCUCUGAAGCCCUGAGCCUUACAGUCAAAAGCAACGUUUCCUGUGACGUCAAAUGACAAAAAAGGCCAAAGACAGAGAAGGUGUACAGUCGCUCUGCCCUUGUAUUUGGACUACAGUAAAGGGGUUGAAAGUGGAGAUGUCCAAAGCUUUAAAAAAUCUGUUAUAAAAUAUGAGCAGUGAAAUAUUUAGAAGGAAGAGACCAAAAGACAAUCAUUACCUUAUAUUGAACAGUUUUGCUUUACAUGUUAUCUUGUUCACUUUUUGUAAACCCUACUUUUUAAAUACAUCUAAGCGAGUUCAUUUAUGGUAGCCCAACACAAAAGAGUGCAUGUCUGUGAAGUGUAGACAUAUUUUGAAUAUUGGAUAAUUGUGUUGUGAAUUAUGAUUUCAGCCCACUGAGUCAAUAUUAAGUGGAACUAAAUUUGCUGAAACAGAGCAUGAUGCUGCCAAAGCAGUGUUAGAUUGUGGAGAAAGGUGUGUCCAUUGGGUUAGUUUCCAUAAAUAUUCAUUUGCAUUCUAACCAAGAAAUAUUGGUGUAUGUUAUUGCAAAAUAUUUACCUUUUUCAGAGGGUCUACAAAUUGACUUUUUAGUGUUUUUAGGCCAACAGUGUCUUACUAUAUUCUCACACUUGAAAUAUACAUCUCUCCAGCUGCUAUAAAUCAUCCACCAGUGUUUUAUUUUUCCUGCCUCUUGGCUUCAAAUAAUGUAAUCGACAGGAUUCUCAAGAGAUUAAAAGCUGGGGAUAGUAUUUUAUAACCUUACCUAUCCCUCCUCAAAACUCCACAUCUUAUUUUCUGACCUCUCUGCUUUGUUCUUUAGUCUUUAUGUUUCUUUACUAAUGGUCUUUCGGCAGAAUUCAAAUUGAUGUUAAAUAAUGCACAAAAAGGACUGCAUUUAAUCAUUAAGGGUCUUCUGAUAUUUGCAUUGGAUUUAGAUUAGGGGAACAGAGUAAAAAGGGCUGAACACAUAUGACCAUCACAUUAUUUUUAUGCCACUUUACAGGUAUUGAGUACUUUGCUUCUUGGUCAAUCAUAUAAAAUUAAAAGAAAAUAAAUUGAAGAUUGUCUCUUUACUGUGAAAUUGAAAAUGGAAGGAAAAAUAAGGGUAUAUUUCAAUUCAUUUUUGCAAGGUACUGUAACCAUCCACACACAUUACAAUUAAUGAUAUAAGCCUUUACCAGUAUGUCAUUACUACAAAUUUGCAAAAGUCAAGAAACUACUGUUAUGGCUUUAAAUGUUAGAAAUGUUUGUAGCUAAUUAAACUUCCCUUAUCCCAUUAUUUAUAACAGAUGUGCAAGUUCUGCAGGAUUUUGUCAGAAAAAAAGUCCAGUAACUUAUUGCUAAGACUGUGUGCUCAGCUGGUUUUCCAAAUGCUUGCAACAGUGAUCAAGUGUUCUGGCCCGGCCCUGUUUGUUCUGCUACAAAAUAUGCUAUAUGUGAAAUAUACAUUCAAAUCUGUAAUAUAUUAAACUGAGAUAAUGUGAUAUUGUUUUGAGUUAUGUAAAAUUCAUAUUUGUAUGCUUAAGUAGCAUAGAUGCAAAUUUCUUCAUGUUUGAUGAAUAUUAUCUUUGUGGUAUUUAUAUGAGUUUAUGUUUUUUUUUUUUUUUACUCUGUAACUGUAAAGUUU